Messenger RNA from Thamnophis sirtalis, 3750 nucleotides. RefSeq lists its product as uncharacterized. The record is from RefSeq and is a predicted model, not a curated record. Lineage: Eukaryota; Metazoa; Chordata; Lepidosauria; Squamata; Natricidae. Gene Ontology annotation, cellular component: chromatin; PcG protein complex; transcription regulator complex. Gene Ontology annotation, biological process: regulation of transcription by RNA polymerase II. Gene Ontology annotation, molecular function: RNA polymerase II cis-regulatory region sequence-specific DNA binding; DNA-binding transcription factor activity, RNA polymerase II-specific.
GGAAAAUCUCUUCCUAAAUAUCUCCCUGGAGGAGGCAGAGCGUCAUCAGGAGCCGCUUGAGUCAGGAAAGAAAGUGCAGCCAAAGGAACUGCAUGGGCUGCCGGCAGAGACGGACCUCCCCUUUAUGAAUGAUGCCCCAUGGAGGAAUGUGAAGGAUCUUCAGGAUGCCCUGCGGGAAACGACCAGGAGGAAGAUGGGUGUUCAAUCAUCCAGCUGGUGGGACCAGGGACCCCGGAAGAUGUGCAGCCAUCUCCACCAACUUUGCCGCCAGUGGUUGCAGCCGGAAAAACACACAAAGGGACAGAUGUUGGACCUGGUGAUCCUGGAGCAGUUCCUGGCUCUUCUGCCCCCAGAGAUGGAGAGCUGGGUGCGGGAAUGUGGAGCAGAGACCAGCUCCCAGGCAGUGGCCUUGGCUGAAGGAUUUCUCCUGAGCCAGGCAGAAGAGCAGAAGAAGCAGGGGGAGAUGCAGUUGCAAAGACUCAACUUGAAGUCUGAGAAUCCAGAGGAAAGAAGGAAUUGGCCCGAUCAUUCCGGGGACCCACUCUUCAGUGGGAUCUUCCAUGAAGAUCCAAGUCGGAGCACCUUAUCAGGGCAUGGAAAAUCUGCAUUCAUGGGUUCUUCUGUUUCUAGUGCAGUUGAAGAGCCACUUGAACACCGAACUCAGGUUCUUGUCUCUCUAGAGGAGGUGGCUGUGUGUUUCUCUGAGGAGGAAUGGUCUCGGUUAGAUCCUGCUCAGAAAGCCCUGUACAGAGACGUCAUGUUGGAAAACUCCAGAAAUGUGGCCUUUUUGGAGCAGUGGCGGCGAACCUAUGGCAUGCGUGUCAGAGGUGGUACACAGAGCCCUCUCUGCGGGCAUGCAUCGCCGCGCCAAGUUGCUUUCUGGCCAAAAGCAGACUUCCCACUUACAAAAUGGGAGGGAAAAAAUGGACUACUUGACUGCCGUCACCGAUCUCCCGGACCACGUGGCCCAGGCCCAGCUGCUCCCGGACUUCACCCGCUUUGCCGUUGCCGAUCUCCUGGACCACAUGGCCCAGGCCCAGCUGCUCCCGGACUAUGGCCACUGCUCCUGGACCAUGGCUACUGCUCCUGGGCCUCGCCCCCUUGCCUGCCAUCGCUGAUUGGGCCCAGCUGCUCCUGCUGUCGCCGAUUGGGCCCAGCUGCUCCUGCUGUCACUGAUCGAGCUCAGCUGCUCCCAGACCUCACCCACUUUGCUGUCGCCAAUGUCCCGGACAAUGUGGCCCAGGCCCAGUUGCUCCUGGAUCUCACCUGCUGCUCCCAGACCUCACCCACUAUUCCCAGACCUCGUCCACUGUUCCCAGACCUCGCCCGCUGCUCCCAGAUCUCAUCUACUGCUCCCAGACCUCACCCGCUUCCCUUCCAUCACCCAGCUGCUCCUGCUUUCACCGAUCGGGCCCAGCUGUUCCCGGACCUUGCCCGCUUCCCUGCCAUCGCUGAAAUUGCUUACAGGACUCCAAGUCUUGAAUACCCAGAAAUGAGCGCAGCAAAAAAAGCAGGUAGUGGAAGAUCAUUCCGAGAGGCCUGGACAGAGUCAUUUGGAAUGAUUGAACACAAUGGGAAAGCGUUAUGUACUUUGUGCAAAGAAAGUGUUGUGUGUCGUACAUCAAGUGUCAAGCGGCACUUUAACACCAACCACAAAAGCGUUGCCGAACUUGGUGCAACUGAAAGAAAAGAGUUUCUUGAAGGGAAAUUGAGGAACUAUCAUUUGCAGUCUCCUAGUUUUUCCGACUUUCUUUCUAAAAAAAAUCAUCUGACAGCUGCCAGUUUUCAAAUUUCACUGUGCAUAGCAAAACAUGGUAAGACCCUCUCUGAUGGAGAUAUUAUCAAGACGGCCAUGUUGUCUAAGUGUAAUUCCCUUUUUCAUGAUUUCCCAAACAGGGAUAAAAUUGUUAAACGCAUCUCUGAGGUGCCACUUAGCAGGAAUACUGUUAAAGAUCGAGUCCAGCGCAUGGCAAGUGAUGUUAAUCAGCAGCUCACCACUGACUUACAAAAGGCAGCCUGUUACUCCAUGUGCUUGGAUGAAAGUACAGAUGUAAAUAAUCAUGCAAGGCUAAUAAUAAUUUUGCGUUAUGCUGUUGGUGACAUCAUGAGAGAAGAGCUGGUGAAACUGGUGUCUUUGCCUGAAAGAACACAAGGGAUAGAUAUCUACAAAGCUGUGAUGGAGGCUUUUCUGUCACAAGGCAUAAGACCAGAAAAAGUGGUUUCAAUUACUAGUGAUGGGGCCCCUUCUAUGGUGGGGGCAACAUCUGGUUUCAUACAGUUGUUUGUUAAAGAAAUGAAGCAUAAAGUCAUUCAGUUCCAUUGUAUUAUACAUCAGGAAGCUCUUUGCGACAGGGAAAGCAGCAAAAGAAUUGACGAUGUUCUCAAAGUUGUCACAAAAAUGGUGAAUUAUAUCAUGUCUCAUGGUCUGAAUUUUCCACAGUUUCAAGUACUUCUUGAGGAGGUUCAGGCACAAUAUAAUGGUUUGUUUAUGCACAACAAUAUCCGGUGGCUGAGCAGAGGACGAGUCCUGGAGAGAUUUGUAGCCUGCUUGGAUGGAAUUAGGCUGUUUAUGAAUGAAAAAGGGCGGGAAUGUCCACAGCUCACUGAUAUGGCCUGGCUUACCAACCUCAUGUUUUUUACAGAUUUUACAGUACACUUCCAUGUACUGAAUGAGCAACUACAAGGUGUAGGGAAAACAGCAGAAAGGAUGUUUUGUGAUAUCAAAACAUUUGAAAGAAAACUGCAGGUUUUUGAAAGAGACCUUGAAAGUGGGCAGCUGAAAUAUUUUCCAAAUCUAAAAAUAUAUUUAGAAAAUUCUACAACAUUUGCAGACAAUCCUACAAGCCAUCAGGAAAUCUACAAGGAAUUUUCUAGCAUUGUAGCAGCUGCAAAGGUGGGUUUUACUAACAGGUUUUUAGAGUUCCGUAAAAUGGAGACAACCCUGUGUUUUCUUACUUCUCCAGAUAAAGUCAAAUUUGAAGAACUUGAUCUUUCCUGCUUACACUGGUUAGAUUUAGAAAAUCUGGAAAUGGAGCUAUUGGAAUUUCAAGAAAGCUCUAUGUGGAAAAAUAAAUUCUGUGACCUGCGUGAAACACUUGAGAAGAUGGAAAGGAUGACACAGGACAGCAUAGUUACUUCUGACACAGUCAGUUCUGAAAAUGAAAUUCUUAAAGUGUGGAAUUCUCUGCCAAAUAAUUUUAACUCAAUGAAAACACUUGGGAUUGCUUUCCUUACCUUGUUUGGGUCAUCUUAUGCUUGUGAGCAGCUGUUUUCAGCUUUGAAUUAUAUCAAACCUGACGCCAGAAACAAACUAACAGAUGACCUGGCUGCUGCAUGUAUGGCUCUCAAACUUACAAAGUAUGAGCCAAGGUUAGAAAAAUUAUCAGCAUGCAUACAACAGCAAAAGUCACAUUAAUCAAAAGCAUGACAAAUGCAAACUUUUACCUUUUGAUAAAAAGUUGUUUGUAUCAUUGAAAGCUGUUAUUGUGGUUUUUUUUAAAUAAAUAAAAUAAGUGGGGUUUGAGUUGCAGUUUGGGCACUCGGUCUCUAAAAGAUUUGCCAUCACUGGACUAGUGUCUAAACUUACAGAUGUUGGGCUUCCUUAUUCAAUCUGCCUGUCAGAUUAGGUAAUCAUAUCUCUUCAAUUCUUAUUCUUAACACUGGAACACCACAGGGUUGCGUGUUGCGUCCCUUAUUCUAUACCAGUAAUGGCUAACCUUUUUGUUGUCGUGUGCCAAAAGCAUAUGUACA